Scutellospora calospora is the source of this 121-nucleotide messenger RNA. NCBI's taxonomy places the organism in Eukaryota, Fungi, Glomeromycota, Glomeromycetes, Diversisporales, Gigasporaceae. The record is from the annotation of a GenBank genome assembly.
AUGAGUUUGUCUAGUGAAGCAAAAAAAUGUCUUCAUAAAUCGUUACAGCAACAGUGCUUAAAUCAAAAGUUAGCUAAAUAUAAUGAAGCAAAAAGGCUUUUUACAAGUUUAAGGGUAGAGG